Messenger RNA from Drosophila virilis, 1390 nucleotides. RefSeq lists its product as uncharacterized. Lineage: Eukaryota; Metazoa; Arthropoda; Insecta; Diptera; Drosophilidae. The record is from RefSeq and is a predicted model, not a curated record.
GGGAGCGGGACAGGCGACGCAACUAUGAUAUGCAGGACCAUGCUGUCAGCCUGGUCAGAUUUAGUCCAAUUCAUAGGCUUAAUUACCGAUCGUCGCGAGCUAUCAGUCUACGUCCUGAACGAAGCCUAAGCCAGGGCUUCACCUCGCUGGAGCUGGACACGGUGCUGGAGGAGCGCUGCAGCGACGUGGAGCAGACGCAGACCGAAAUACUCAAUCCCGAAUCGCCCAUGGACACCAACUCCUACAAGAUGUCCUUCUCCUCGAGCUAACAGUUAGCAGCACAACAGCAGCAGCCGAAGACGACGACAACGACGUCGACCUUGCCGACAGCGCAGCCGCAGACAGCUGCGCUGGCCAUGCAGCAGCUGCAGCCGCGCACGCCGUCGACAGCGCCGUCGCCGUCAACGCUGACGCCGCCGCUGCGCAAGGUGGGCAGCCUGCGUGAAUCGCACGAUGCCGCGGCGCUGGCCAAACGGCGCAGUCGACUGCAGGAGCUGCGCGCUGCCAGCAGCAGCAGCCCGGCCAGCGAAGCAGCGCUCGCGUUUGGCGUCGGCAAGCGCGGCUCCAAACGUGAGCGUCGCCCUGCCGCCGGCAGCAGCAGCAGCAGCGCCACUGCCCUGCGCAAAUCGCAGUCGCUCGACGCAGCCGAGAGCUACUCGCUGGCCAGCAUACAGUCGCCCUUGUGGGUGACGCUCACCAAUGCGCGCACUAUCGAGGAACUGGCGCAGCAGAAGCUCUAAAAGAUGAAAGACACUCAAGAAACGAACAAAAAUAACAUAUACAUAUAUACACACACACGCACACAAAGAAACAUAUACACACAUACACACAGAUCACUAACAGACGCGGCUUGUGUUGUUGCCGCUGUUAAAUGUUAAUGUGGAGCUAACUCUUACCCUGCACCCCUGGCGCAUCUUGAAACGAAAUCCAACGGUUUUUUCUUACAGCCCGAAGCCACCUUGUAAAUGUGUAAGCCAAUGUAAACACAAACAAUAUAUAAAAGUAUUUAACAAUUUACAACAUUAGAAAAUGCAUAAAUUUAAAACUAAUGACCAAAAUUAGUCCAAAAUAAAACUGAAAUUAAACGAGCGCGUUUUCAUUUAUAACUGCCCGAUACGCACUGUUAAGCUCAAAAUGGCAAUGUUAUGGCAAGACAGAAUGCAACUGUGCACUGUAAAGCGGAAAUACCGUUUGAUUCGCAGGCCCCAAUGCAAUUGGGCUGUGAUUGUCAAACAGUAUGGCGGGCAUUUCAAAUAUCCAGCGCCGAAAUACAUUCUACAUUUAUUCAUAUAUUUCUUUGUUUUUAUUUAAAUUAUCUUGUAUAUGUAAUAAGAGCUUAAAAUACAAAUUUAAUUUCAUUAUCAAAAUACAUUGUUAUACAAUUUCCUUA